AUGACACUCAAAGCCGCUCAACAAUGUCACCUCCUCGACUCGGGGCAAAGUCUCGUGUCCUCUGAGGACACUCGGGCAAGCCAGACACCGUCAGUAGACCUCGACGUAGUCGUGACGGACAUCACGGGAAGCGAAGGGGACUACACAUUGAACAGUCACGGCUUCCAGCUCUGCGAGCACACAAGCCAAGAGAAAGAAUUUGUUGAUGACAAGCGCAUCAUCGAGGUCUAUUAUCCUGAAAUUGAACAAUUACUCUACGAAGUCACCGGUGCCUCCAGAAUCCUCCUCUUCGACCACACAAUCCGGCGGCCAAACCCCACAGCUGCCAGCUCAGACGACGAGCGUCGCCCCGUCAAGCGUGCGCACAUCGACCAGUCCGAACAGGGGCCCAUCAACCAGGUCAUGCGUCACCUAGGCGAAGACGCCCCGCGACUGCUACAGUCUCGUUUCCAAAUCAUCAACGUGUGGCGGCCGAUCAAGACCAUUUACCGAGACCCUUUGGCAGUCAGCGACUCGCACUCGGUGCCCGACGAGGACAUCUUGCCCGUCAAGCUGGUGUAUUCUGAUUGGGUCGGGGAGCCGUGCACCAUCUUGCCUAACACGAAGCACCGCUGGUAUUACAAGUUUGCGCAGACGCCCCAGAUGGUCAUGAUGAUUAAGCGCUAUGAUUGGAAAAAGGACGGACGGGCUAGGAGGGUGCCGCACGCGGCGUUUACGGAUCCGGAAAUGGCGGGGAGAGGACCUAGGGAGAGCAUUGAAGUGAGGGCGCUUGUUUCUCAUGAAGAUGACACCAUUCAGUUUUGAUGUUAGUUGGGCUUGAACCAACCUCG
Molecule: messenger RNA, 830 nt
Organism: Pseudomassariella vexata
Lineage: Eukaryota; Fungi; Ascomycota; Sordariomycetes; Amphisphaeriales; Pseudomassariaceae
Exons: 3
Coding region: 1-804 (267 amino acids)
Molecular function (GO): oxidoreductase activity
Source: RefSeq, a predicted model, not a curated record